Molecule: messenger RNA, 2660 nt
Organism: Mya arenaria
Lineage: Eukaryota; Metazoa; Mollusca; Bivalvia; Myida; Myidae
Exons: 2
Coding region: 169-1173 (334 amino acids)
Biological process (GO): nucleobase-containing compound metabolic process
Molecular function (GO): nucleic acid binding; 3'-5' exonuclease activity
Source: RefSeq, a predicted model, not a curated record
AUCGACACGUCUUUUACAAUUGCUGAUAACUUGGCGAAUUGAAUACUUAAUUUGUAUAUAUUAAAUGCCUGUUGACAUAAACAGCAAAGAUAUUUCAGCGAAGUUCUUAAUCAAUAAUGGAAUGACGAGCCAUAAAAAGAACCAUUUUUACCACACACCAAUUUAAACAUGUUAAACACUGCUGAAGGUGGAACCGUGGACUAUGAACUUGUUGAUCAGGAAGAACAAUUGCAGAGUUGCUUGGAUGAAAUCAAGCAAGCAGUUUCGAAUGGCAAAAGGCUGGCAUUGGAUUGCGAAGGUGAAAGUCUUUCACGAGAUGGUAAAAUGCAGCUCCUGACAAUAGCUACACGGGGAAAAUCCUAUAUCUUGGACAUACAGAAACUGAAAGCGCUGCCGUUUGAAAGAGGUCUACGUGCACUAUUGGAAGAUAAAAACGUGAUGAAAUUAAUGUUUGAUUGUAGAGGGGAUGCUGAUGCUUUAUUUCACCAGUUUCAUGUGAAACUCGAUGGAGUGCUCGACAUUCAACUGCUAGAAAUAAUGAAACGUCCAGAGUUUGCGUGCAAACCGAUAAAUAGAAAAAGAAGCGACAACACUGUUAGUGCGAUUCGUCUAAGUAGUCUUUUAGGUUGUAUUGAAGAGUAUGUUAAAUCUGAUGACAUGGUCAAACAAAAGAGAGAAGGAAUGGAUUUGCAAAAUAAUUGGACACAGCGACCACUGACCACCGAACAGAUGAAAUAUGCAAAAACCGAUGUGUUAUCGUUGUUUCGCCUGUUUGACCAUUUUAACCCCGACGAUGAAGAAAAGACAAGAUUGGAAAUUGCAUCACAGAUAUAUGUAGACUUGAAAAGAUCUAUUCCUGCUCGUACAUACAACGAAUUCGAAAACAACAAGUAUCUUCCAGUUGAUAUCAUUCCAGAUAAGGGCUCUUCAAGUUUUCCAAAAGGGAAUGUAUCAUGUACGGAAUGCUAUCGACAAUUUCCAGGAGACGAAUUCUCAAAAAAACAGCUGAAAAUGCGCAAACAGAUGUGUAGAACAUGCAAAGCGGUGAAGAGGGACAAGGACGUUCAUCAAAACAGACUUGCCAACUUUGAAAGGGCAGAGAGAGAAGAAUCAGUAGAUUACUAUGAAAGUGAUGAGUAUAAUGUUGAUGAUGAUGAUGGUGAUGAAUGGUGACAAUUUGAACAGGUGCUGUUUAACUAUUAGACCCUUAUUGUGUGGUUUUAAUGCCGUGUUAUGUUGUUUUAAUUUGUUUUAACGUUUUCAUGAGUAGGAAGAGAAAGUGUAGUUAUGCUUUCACUUUCAAUGUUAAACAACAUUUUGUACAUUAACAUUGAUGUGUAUUUGGUCAUUAUAUUUGCAUAGUUAUGAUCAGAAAACAAUCCCCUUAAUGUUAAUUAAACUGUUGAAUAGCUGAAUGGUGGGUAGAAUACAAAUUAAGACAUUAUCACAACAGCAACCAAGAACAUUAUGCGAAACGCAACAGCACAUCAGGUAUUGUAUGUAUAGUGUGGUCCCACUUUUUGUUCGGCGCACUAACACCAGCCUACAAAUGUAGUCUAUUCUCUUUUCGAAACAGCAUCUGUAAUAAUGUUGUCAAGUAUACGAAACGAACAAAUCAGCUAGGUUUUUGUUCUGAAGUCUACUAAAAGAUUGCUGAUCAUAGAGAUGAAGAGAUGAUCAUAGCUUGUCAGUGGUUGUCGAGAAAUAUGAUGGUUGAUAAACAGCAGAACCUAGUUAUUUUCAUAUUGAAAUUAUUAAAUUAUAUCUCGGAAACGGUAUAGAACUCAAAUCUUAAAUAUAAAACAGUUCCUAAAAACCAAAAGAGAUGAAGUUGAAAUUAAAUCUCAUUAACAGCGACAAGCUAUUGUUUUUUGAUUUUUAUUUACAAUUAAUUUUAAAUUGUUCUUCUCUUCAUCUCUGCAGUGUGUUCGUUUUUCUGUUAUCUCAUUUUGCAUCGGCCAUAAUACUUGAAGAAGCCCUUGUACCUAUAAUCAUAAUAUAAUCAUGGACCUAUAAACCAUAGGUCCGUGAUAUAAUGCAUGUAUUGAACACUAAAUUUAGCUUUCGGUCUAGCUACAUGUAUUUAAAUGUUCAGAAUUUGCAUCCCAUUUCACGAAUCAUCAUCUAUAUAUCAUUUAUUUUUGAGUGCAGUUUUUUUAUGUGCUUGAAACUGCUCAUUGUAUACUUCUUUUUGCAAAUAAACUUACCAUUUCAAGUACUUACGGCAUUGGAUGAUUCGUGGCUUUAAGUCCGCUCAAAUCCGUCAAGGGAAUUUCUUUUCUCUUUUUAUGCAACAACUAAAGCCUGUGGGUCAACUUCCCACAUCAAAGGAAAUGACUGCAUUCAUCAGCGAUUUGCCAUAUACGUUCAUAUCCGUAUCGCCAUGAACUUACUUCUACAGAGGCGGGCUCAUACAUGCACAAAGCACCCAUACAUGUACAGUCUGCAUUGUUUUAAUACGAACCGACCAAUAAACUGUAGUUUUUAAUCAUACAAAGACGGCACGGUUACAAACGAAUAUCUUUAAAGUGUUAGAAUUUACUGUUCGAAACCUCUUUUGGGUCGGUACACAGUGAGGGUCUUUUCAUUGCAAAAUACUUAUGAAUGUGAUUUUAUUAAUUGUUCAUUUUCAAACAGUAGUGUAUUACCAAACGUGUCAA